UAUCAACUAUAAAAAAACGCCCUUCUGCACCUCUCCCUCUUUUCUUUUUUCCUCUUUCUUAUCAAAUGUAUUCUCAUAACUUACAUCACGUCAAGGGAUCAAGGUCUUUAGACGCUGGUCAUGCUAAUGGAAUAGACCCUCAUGGUAAAGUCACAAACAAACCUUCGAUAAAGGACAUGCAUGCCUACCAACAUGCGCAUAGUCAUAGCAACAGUUCUGUGACCUCAUCCCACAAAAGGACGCCUUCCAUCCCUACCCUGAGUGAAAAGGACAUGUCUCCACCACCACAACAACACCAUGCCAAAACGAAUUUAGCAGGCACACCCAUCUUUUUGGAUACCAAAAAACCCGGUAACAAAUUUUCACGUAGCUUGUUCUCUCAUUACCCAAACACAGGAGGAGGUAUUCCUGAACCUGGCCGAAGUAAAAAUUGGCCUUACCUAGGUUACAUGAUGAACGGAUUCAAGAAUUUGGUAUUGACAUUUUAUUUUAAUUGGACCAUGAUUUUAACGGCUCCCUUGAGCUCGUUGGCGUUUAUCGUGGUGUACCCAACGACCGUGACUUUCCUUGUGUUGUUUGAGAUUGGACUCAAGGUGUUUUUGGAGAAAUGGGGUGGGGCUCAAGUUGCACGUUAUAUCAGUCUUAAAUUCGGGCAAGGGUUUGGUGCUAUCAACUGGGGUGCACCAGAACUACUCUUAUCCGAUACAUCUGCUCAUCUUGUUCAAUCCACGUUACCCACGUUGGGUUUACCCUCUAUUCCGAUCACCGUAUCAGGUUGUCGUCGUCGUACAUUUGAUCUUUCCAUUGCUCAAACAUUUGUUCUGUUAUCUUCCUUAAUCUAUGAACGUGAUUCUACCAAAGUCAAGGAAGCCUAUGACUUGUACGCUACCACACGCAAGGACACCGAUACCUCACCCGCUGCUUUUGCUCAGGUUGAAAGUAAAAUGAAGGAGCUUCUUUGGGAGUCUGAGGCACGUAUUCGACUCAUUGCCGAGAGUUGGGGGCUUCAUUUUGCGGGUGUUUCAGAGCUUAAAUCUCUGGGUGGACCCUUCUGUGGCAUCUUUUGGUCAGAAACUGUGCCUUUUAUUGUCGUCGCAUUUAAGGGAACGACACCUACCAAUUACGAAGAAUUCUUGGUGGAUGCUACUUUCCAACGCACGGAUGCACGUUCGUUUUUGUUUGGUUGUGUCCAUGAAGGUUUUUAUGAAUCACUUUUCAGUACACAAGGGUUUGGAAAGGAAGAUAUUCGUGAUCCUUAUGGUGCUAUCUUGGCCGCUGUGCAAUCCAAAGCAGCCCAAUUACAGGAACAAUUAAACACAACGGAACCCAUUCAGUUAUGGAUCACGGGUCAUUCUUUGGGUGCCGCUUUAAGCUCUCUCUUGUUUUCCCGGUGGUUGAAAUGUCCUGCCGAUCUCUCACGUCGUUUGGUUUUACGUGAUGCCUAUGUGAUUGGUACACCCGCCGUAGGUGACAGUGAUUUUGCUUCCACCUUUGCAUCCCAUAGUAAUCUACCCGUCACACGCGCUUCCACACUAUGGCGCAUUGUGAACAAUGCUGAUAUCUUUUCUCGACUUCCCCCUGGGUACGAUAGCAAGACCUGCGGCCAUUUUGUGUCAGAAUCGGAUUUCUUUAAUUAUUCUCAUGUAGGCCAUGCGAUUCAAAUCACACGUAAAUGGAACUCCAAGCCUUUAAAGACGUUUCCGUCAAGUUAUCAACCACCGAUGCAAGUGAAUAUUGUGACACAAACCGUGGGUUCUUCUUCCACGGGUUAUUACCACCAGCCCUUGGUAACGACCAGUAGUAGUAAACCCAUGACGACCCCAGCAGCGUUACCUGUACUUCCACGUUGGGCACAAUGGUUAAUGAAUCGACCUCAAUUACAACGUCAUUGGAAUGGAAACCCUAUUUAUUUUAUUGAAAAAAUGUAUCCUUAUUUCCUUAUGGAUCAUAUUCCUUCACAAUACUUUGAAGGAUUGCAACGUGCUCGUAUUUAUUAUGAGAAAGAAAUGACGGAACAAACCACGGAAUCUCUCCGCGUACCUUCUUGAAAAAUAAAAUAAAAAAAAGAGAGAGAGAGAAAGAUUUAUUUUUAUAAUUUUUUGUGAGGAGAGAGUGGGAUUUGUGAGGAGGGGGAGG
Mucor mucedo is the source of this 2136-nucleotide messenger RNA. Its product is annotated as Alpha/Beta hydrolase protein. The record is from RefSeq and is a predicted model, not a curated record. Gene Ontology annotation, biological process: lipid metabolic process. Bases 66 to 2048 code for a protein of 660 amino acids. The transcript is spliced from 6 exons. NCBI's taxonomy places the organism in Eukaryota, Fungi, Mucoromycota, Mucoromycetes, Mucorales, Mucoraceae.